Molecule: messenger RNA, 4080 nt
Organism: Rotaria sp. Silwood1
Lineage: Eukaryota; Metazoa; Rotifera; Eurotatoria; Philodinida; Philodinidae
Source: the annotation of a GenBank genome assembly
AUGAUGAUCGAGACAGACUAUAACAAUAUAAAAGAUAAAAGAACUUAUCCAUUGAAUAUAUCGAAAACAACCAUCGAUGUUUCACUUCUUGAUUAUGUUCGAAAAUUAAUCAUAUUGCAAGAAUUAAGAGAUGAAAUGUGGACAGAUGAUCUAUUAACUACUCUAGAAAAAUAUCUUUCUUCAAAUCAACAACGUGUUCUUAUUGUUUAUGUUGAUCAACAUACUUCAUCUUUACAACUUCUUCAUUCAAUUCCAUCUACUGCUACUUCAAUUAAUACUAUUUAUAAUUUAUGUUAUUUUAUUCGUAAAAUUGAUGCAUCAGAUUGUAUUAUAUCAAUUGAUGAUUUUCUUAAACAAAUUCAAUUUGGAUGUAUUAACGGAAAAUCAAUUCCAUGUUUAACAGCACUUGUAUCAAUAUUGUUUGGACCAUUAUUUAUGGAUAUUACUAAAAUACAGGAGAUGAUUAAAAAUGAUUUUGCAAAUGAACUCAAUCAAUUUUUAGCAACAUUCUAUGAAAUACAAUAUAAAAAUAUGUUAUCGAUGACAUAUUUAUUUAUUCCAAAAGAUGGUGUUGAUAAAACAAUUGAAGAACUUGUUAAAGAUAAAGCCCUCGUCACAAGAUUUGAAAGUGUUAUGCUGAAAUGGCAUCAUCAAUUGAAAGAUGUACUCCUUAUUCAAGAUCGUUUAACGAAUAUAAAUGAGCAAUCCAUUGGUAUUCAUGAAGAAAUAAAUUUUUGGCAAGAGUGUCUUACAGAUCUUCAUCAUAUUCGUAAACAAUUACAAAGAACUGAAUUAAAAAAUAUAAUUCAUGUAUUAAUCUUGUCAAAAUCUGCUUAUAUUGAACAAUUUUUACAAGCUGAAAAUGAAGUUCAAGAAUUUAUUGAAUAUGUAGAAGAUUGUUUAAAGUUUUUAAAAAUCUUGGAUGAACCUUCUUUUCAACUCAAUGAUAUAUCAUUAGAAAAAUUAAAAGCAGUGAUUAUCGAUAUAUUCUAUCGAAUUUUAAUUACUUGGCAUCAUUCAAAAUUCUUUGCAACUUCGGAAAGGAUUAAAUUAGUUGUUAGCAAGAUAAAUAAUCAAAUCAUCGGUCGAUGUUCUCGCUCAAUUAGUAUUAAACGUCUUUUUCAAGGCUAUGUACUUUCAACACAAAAUAUUCUUCAAGAAUGUUUUCAAAUAAUUGAUCUUUAUAUGGACACAUGUUUACAUAUCUUAACUAUGCAUGAUAAACAUUCGAAUAAACCGUUAAUGAUAAAUAAUUUUCAAACAGAUGUUCUUUUUUCUUCAAUUCAAUUAUUUCGACAACGUCUAACUGAAAUCGAAGAAAUUUGUGAAUGUAUGAAACUUUUUGGAUGGUAUCGAGAUAAUAAAAAAGAAAGUUUACCUCUGUUUGGUGGUAUCCAAGGGGAUGAAUAUCAACAUACACUCGAAAAAAGUCAACAAGCAUUCGAUCGAGCAUUAUUUCUAUUAAAACGUUAUUCAAAACAUAUGCUUGAUAUCUCCACUCAUUCUCAUUCCAUAUGGUCUCAAGAAUUGAAACGGUUUUUCGAAUCUGUUCAUGAAAUUGAAUUAAUUAUUGUUAAAUUAAUCAAUGAAGCAAUGAUAAAAGCAGUAACAAUAGAACAAAUAAUUGAUAUUCUAGAAAUAUUUGUUAAUUUUCAAUCACGAACUACUAUUAAUCAUAUUCUUAUUGAUAAAACUCGUGAUGUUUAUCGUCUAUUUCUUACUCAAAUCGAAGAUAUUCGUGCUCAAAUAGCUUCUCAUCAAAUAUUAGACGAUAUAAAAAUUGCUAGAAAUUUUUUUGAUCUAUUUCUUCCACGUUAUCCAGCUAAAGCUAUGUGGAUUCAUAAUUUAAUUCAACGUGUAACAAAAAAUUAUUAUCUUCUUAAUGAAUCAUCAAAUUUACCAUAUGUUAUACAAAAAAAUGAAAUCAAAUUAGCUUAUGAAAAAUUAUUAAUAUUUGCUGACAAUACAGAAAAACGUAUCUAUCAAGAAUGGUGGACAAUAUCCAGUGAUUUACAACCAAAAAAAUUAUUAUUAAAACCAUUUUUAAAAGAAAAUAAUGAAAAAAUAUAUUUAAUUGAUGUUUAUUUUGAUCCACAAAUAAUUAUUGCAUUAAAUGAAAGUCUAUGGUGGAUUAGAUUAAGUUAUGAAAUACCUUAUUCACUAACUGAUGUUUAUAAUACAAGAAAGUCAUUUCGACAAAUGAGAGAAGAAACAAAUGGAUUUAUUCGAAAAUUUGAUAAAGCCAUUGAUUCUCUUAAUGAUCAAGAAUUAUGUUUAUUUGAAGAACGUAUUCGAAUGAUUUUAAAAAAAUUACAACCUGGAUUUGUUGGUAAAGUAAAUUAUGUCGAAGAAAAUACAUUUCAUGAUUUUGCUCUUGAAGCAAAUCGUAUUAUUGAUCAGCUAAUUGACAUGGUUACAUCAUUCAAAGACAAUUAUGUUAAAUGUUGUGCUAAAUGUGUUACGAUUAGUCAACAAUUAUUUAUUAAAAUUGAUUUUGGUAUUAUAUUUAAUUUUACAACAUUUGCUGAAUUACUUAAAUCGGUUACUCAUGCAAGUCAACAUCUUAUUUAUGAAAUGUAUGAAGAAAUGGCAGUUGGGAUUCGUGUGCAACAGAUGAUAUUCAAAGAUGAUCCAGAUAAAGUUCUUCAAUGUUGGGAUCAUUGGUUAAGUUCAAUUGAUUGUAUGUUUGAAAAAGCUCUUCUUAUUAAUAUAACAAAUUCUCUUGAACAAUUAUCCUAUAUAAUCAAUGGUGACAUUCAAACAAAACCAACACCAUUUCUUAAUAUUGAACUUUGUUUAAACACAGUCGAAACAACAUCUGGAAAUAUUAAAUAUGUGUUGGAUUUUCGACCAUCACUUGAACAAUUAUCUGAAACUUUAAAUUCAGUAAGCAAAAUUCAAUUAAUUGAAUCAAUUAAAAAUUUCGUACGUCUAUGUGAUCUUUUUUCUUAUCAUCCAUUUCAAAGAGAACCUUAUUAUAUUGUGAUUGAGAAUUAUUCAUUAAAACAAAAAUUAGAAAAUAAAAUUGCUUUAGGUAUAACUAAUUGUAUAUCAGAAAUUGAAAAAUAUAUUGAAAAUAAUUGGUUUCAUUUUCGUCAAUUAUGGGAAGUUGAUAAAGAAAGUUUUAUAGCUGUGUAUGAAUCUGAAAACACUGAUUUACAAGGUUUAGAAGCUGAUAUAGCUCGUUAUACAGAAUUAGCUAAUAAUAUAAAUAAUCAAGAAUCAAUUGUUAAUAUACAUAUGAUACAAAUCGAUUGUAUAUCAUUUAAAGUAUCAUUAGUACAAAUUUGUCAUGAAUGGCAACAAAGUUUAAUACAUAUUGUAUUAGUUCGGUUAGAAAAAGAUCUUCAAAUGAUAUCAACAUUAAUUAAAGAUAAUACAGAAAAAGUGAAUAUUCUUCCAAAAAUUUAUGAUGAAAUUCCAAUCUAUCAAGAAUUUAUCGAUGAACUUAAAUCCGAUGUAUUAAGAAUUGAAGCAAAAUUUCCUUUAAUUAAUGAAGAAGUUGCUUUAUUACUUCGAUAUGAAAUUGAAAUUGAUUCGAAACUUUUAGAACAAUAUCGUUUAUUACCGCGUGUUUGGAAUAAUUAUAAAACAUUUCUUGAUGAAUCAAUAGCUUCAUUUAAACGUGUUAAAGAAGCUUUUAAAAUUCAAUUACAAAAAGAACAAGAGAAAAAUCUUAAUGAAAUAUUUGAAUUACAAAAAUAUUUUAAAAUUACUGGUCCACAUCAAGCUGACAUAUCUGUGUCAAUUGCUUUGAAUAAAUGUGAACAAAUCGAAGAACAGAUUGAACAGAUGGAAAAUGAUGAAAAACGUUUAAAAAUUGCUUAUCGUAUAUUUAAUUUAGAUAUGACUGUUUCGAAAAAUUUACAAAAUCUAAAGAAGGAAAAAGAUUGGAAUAUUCUUGAUUCACUUCGUGAUCGCAUUGAUACAUUUCGUCGUAUAUUACCUUUAAUUGAAUCAUUACAUAAUCCACAUAUGCGUUCUCGACAUUGGGAACAAAUAAAAUAUGAAACAGAAAAAAAUUUUGAAUACAAAUCAAAUAAAUUUACACUUGAACAAAUUCUUGAUUUACAUUUGUAA